AUGCCAGAGACGGAUGAUACACGAAAAGAUGAGGCUACAACCAAAGCUGAAAAUGAGGACAUACAUGAUGAGAAGAAAGAGAAAGAAGUUGAGCAUUCGAAUGAAGAUGGAAAAGACGAUAAAGAUGAGAAGGAAGGUAAAGAUAAGAAGACGACGAAGAAGAAAGACAACGAUGAAGAAGACAAGGACAAGGAUGAAAAAGAUGACAAGAAGAAGGAUAAAAAAGAGAAGGAUCCCAAUGAUAAAAAGGACGUAGAAAAACUCAAAGUUAAAGUGGAGAAAAUUGAUGCCAAGAUGCAGGAUUUGGAAGACAAGAAGGAGAUUAUUCUCAAGUUGUUUGAUGAAGCUGGGAAAAUUGCAGCCAAUGCAAGUGCUGCUCGUCUUCCAUUCGAUCCAUUAUCGAGCCACUCGACAAAGAAAAAGAAAAAAGCCAAGUGA
This is a messenger RNA of Capsicum annuum, 438 nucleotides long. RefSeq names its product nucleolar protein 58. The coding region runs from base 1 to 438 and encodes 145 amino acids. The record is from RefSeq and is a predicted model, not a curated record. The transcript has a single exon. NCBI's taxonomy places the organism in Eukaryota, Viridiplantae, Streptophyta, Magnoliopsida, Solanales, Solanaceae.